Sorex araneus (European shrew) is the source of this 4442-nucleotide messenger RNA. RefSeq names its product serine/threonine/tyrosine interacting protein (gene STYX). Gene Ontology annotation, cellular component: cytoplasm; nucleoplasm. The transcript has 12 exons. The record is from RefSeq and is a predicted model, not a curated record. Lineage: Eukaryota; Metazoa; Chordata; Mammalia; Eulipotyphla; Soricidae. Gene Ontology annotation, molecular function: protein tyrosine/serine/threonine phosphatase activity; F-box domain binding. Bases 362 to 1042 code for a protein of 226 amino acids. Gene Ontology annotation, biological process: negative regulation of SCF-dependent proteasomal ubiquitin-dependent catabolic process; negative regulation of protein binding; regulation of ERK1 and ERK2 cascade.
CGGUUGUAGGGCUCGUGCGGGUGUCGGAGCCUGGGCGGCCUGAGGGGCGCGGAGGCUCGGGGGGGAGGGAGACAGCGGCAGCAUGGCGGCCGGGCACGAGCCGCCCAACCCUCCUCUUCCGCACUGUCGCCGCCGCCGCCGCCGGAGUCGCUGGGAUCCCUCAGUGUGUGAGUGUUAGUUGUCAGCCCGCCGCCCGCCCUCCGCCCUCCGGCCCUCCGGCCCGAUACCGCCACUGCCAGCCUGAGGGUCGGGCCGGCCGGAGAACUCGCACCCCACCCACCAGCAGCCCGCCGGCCGGGACCAUGGAGGACGUGAAGCUGGAGUUCCCCUCGCUCCCACAGUGCAAGGAAGACGCCGAGGAAUGGACCUACCCUAUGAGACGAGAGAUGCAGGUAAUCGGGCUGUUUUGUUCUAUCUUGUGCUGCUUUUGAUAUGUUUGAGGUUUUAUGUAAUUUCAAAGGAAAUUUUACCUGGAUUGUUUUUAGGCCCAUAUUCUUCUGCUAUGAAAAGCAAGCUACCUAUACUACAGAAACAUGGAAUAACCCAUAUAAUAUGCAUUAGACAGAAUAUCGAAGCAAACUUUGUUAAACCAAAUUUUCAACAACUAUUUAGAUAUUUAGUCUUGGACAUUGCAGAUAAUCCAGUUGAAAAUAUAAUACGUUUUUUCCCCAUGACAAAAGAAUUUAUUGAUGGGAGCUUACAAACUGGAGGCAAAGUUCUUGUCCAUGGAAAUGCGGGGAUCUCCCGGAGUGCUGCCUUUGUUAUUGCAUACAUUAUGGAAACAUUUGGAAUGAAGUACAGAGAUGCAUUUGCUUAUGUUCAAGAAAGAAGAUUUUGUAUCAAUCCUAAUGCUGGAUUUGUCCAUCAACUUCAGGAAUAUGAAGCCAUCUACCUUGCAAAAUUAACAAUACAGAUGAUGUCACCACUCCAGAUAGAAAGGUCAUUAUCUGUUCAUUCUGGUACCACAGGAAGCUUGAAGAGAACACAUGAAGAAGAAGAUGAUUUUGGAAAUAUGCAAGUGGCAACAGCACAGAAUGGCUGACUCAAAACAACAGAGAGAGAAUUUCUUUCAGAAGGAGAAAUACUAAAGACAAUAAUAAUGUAAAAUGGUAAAAACCCAGUCGUUUCAUUGAAUUAUAUGUUGCUUCCAGAUGUGUUUCUCUGCAACUUGGAUGGGCAGCGACAUUGAAGAUGUUGGACUUCUAUAAUAGAUGGCACUGAUGGUUUUACUCCCUUUUUUUUUUUAACUUUACAGUUUUAUUAUAAAACAAGAAUUUUGGACUUGCGAAGAGGUAUUAUUGCAAUAAUGCACUUUUCAUACUUGAAAUUUAUUUGUAUGAUAGUUAUUACUUUAAAGAAAAUGCAAUUUAGGGGGAUUUGUUUAUAAAAUCUGGGUAAUUUAUAACAAGAAUUUCCUAAAGUUUGCUAAAAAUUCAUUUUGUGUUCUAUAUGUUACAUUUAAAAAAUAAUUUUAAAGUUCACUUUUAUGAUGGAGCCUCUUACAGAAACAUUAACAAAUGCAGGGAUCUGCUAUAUUCUUUUUGGUGUAAUUUGAUAGUUUAUUUCUUUUGAACUUCUCGAUCCCAUAUUAAUAAUCUUCAAAUCAUGACAUUAUCCAACUAUUUUCCUUUCUUACGGUCUUUUUGUUUUAAAGAGAAAAAAAACCACAAAGUUUAAUGAACUAAGGAGGACGUUUUGCUUAUAGUACUAGAUGCUACAAAACAUGAAGAAUUUUAGAUUUUGUGACUUUCUUUGCAUUUCUCAAAAAUCUAAAUGUUCUCAUUAGAGUUUCUUAGUCCCUUUUUUGGUUCAAAAUGGUUCUAAGUAGACUAUAAUAAACCAAUGUAGCACUAUUUUUUUCCUAAAUGAAGCCCAAAAAAGAAAAGUGCCUUGCAUCAUUAAAAACAAAUAAUCCUCAUGACCUCUAAAUUAGUAUGUAGAACAGUGAAACGUAUUUAACAUUUUUCUGUUAAUUUUUUUUCAACCAUAAACUUAGUUUAAACAAAGUGUGAGGUUUAAAGAAACCUUAGUAAAUUAUUUGGAAUAUGGAACAUUUACUCUUCCAUUUUAUGUUGUCUUAAUGAUUCUGUGAGAUUGUUCUGGCUCAGACAGAAGUUUUUCUUUGAAAAUGCAUUUAAUGGGGAAAGUGAUUUGUGGGAUACUGGUGUAGUUUAAAUUGUUAAAGUCUUUACAGAGUUCAUCUAAAUUUCCCCCAAGAUUUGCAUUAGCAAAGUCACUUUAUGGAUCCUUGGUUCUCCCUAAUUUUUAUUUAUAUAAAAAAUUAUUCUAAGAAAAACAUUUUUGCUAUUUUAAGUAUAAUAUAUGAGGGAGGAAAAGGAGUGUUUUUUAACUUUUUAUAGUUGAUUUAGUGUAGCACAAACAAAAUUACUUUGUAUCUCACUUUUCUCAGUCCUCUCUUGAGGUGCUUUACUGAUGGGAAUGAUUUCCAAACAUUCCCUUGAUACCAAGAGGUACUAAGCAGUGUAACUUUUUACACCAAGUUGCUUGCUUUGCUUUCCUCCCUGAAAUGUAAUAAUACGGUAAAAAGGUUUAUUUGGGUGUUUUUUCUUUAAAUACAGCACAGUGGGAGAGUGGAAAUGAACUAAAAUUUCUUUGUUAAUUAAGAGUUAAUUCGUAUUGACCCAGGUGGUAUUGAUUCCUCUUCUGAUUUCCGUUCCCUUUCCCUGUUUCACCACCCUGAGAACAAGAUAUUGCUAAUCCCAGUGUGGUCUAGUAUUCUGUUGUGUGAUUAGAUCAUUUGGUGUGGUGGUCUAGUAGAGUCAGGAUUUACAUUAAGUGUUUAGAAAUUCCAACUGGUAAAAUAUCAGAUAACAGCUUUCUUGUAUAUAGAUCACUAUUGGGUAGCAAAGAUCUUUUUUGCAGUGUAAUAAUCUAUGAUGUUUUCUUAAGCAGAAAUUCUGCUUAAAAGAAUCUUCAUUAGUACAUUUAGAUUUUUUUAAUGAGGCAGUUAAGAUUUUAAAAAUCUUACACAUACAUAUCCUGUUGUCUGGCCAAAAAUACAGAUUCGCUAAUUAAUUUACAGCUGGUAAUUUUCCAUUUUUUCUAAUGUGUAACCUUUAUGUUGUCACUGAAGUGCCUGCCCAGCACUAUAUAUUCAAGUAGUCUCUCACAAACACUAGAAAAAUGGACUAUUAUCUUGAAUACAUCACUAAUGUGGAAAAUACAUUGAAAUUUAUUCUUUAUAUAGUAAGAACAUUGUGAGUUUUGUCUUGAAUUCAUUCUUCAAUCCAAUGUUCAACUGGUUACUCCUAUUAGGUUUCAUUUCUGUAAUUUAUUUCCACUAAUGUUUUUUGAGUUUACUAUAACAAUUUUUUUGAAUCAUGACUUAUUUUCCAAGAUUUUGAAUGAUGUAUAACAUAGCACCUAAUUUUAAAUAUUAAAUAUGUAACCUGGGCACAGAUUUUAAAGUGUUGCAUCAAAACAUUAGGGAAACUGCUAUACCGUCCAUAUUGGAAGUAAGAACCUCUAAUACUGAAAAUAUUCAAAUGGAAUGGCAGUAUUCCUAAUUAUAAUUCAUUGGUUCAUAUUAAUUUUAUCUAGUAGAUGUUUUAACAGCAGUUAACCUUUAUUUAUAUCUUUUACCCUAUGGUAGAAAUGUUAAACCAUGAUAGCUUUUGCUACCAACUCUCAACCACUUUUAGAGGAGAAUAUUUAUUUCAUGAGGGUUUUGUGCUUCAUCUGAAUUUAGAAGUAAUGUUGGAAAAUGUAAAGCAUGUCCUUUUAAGAAAAUAUAAGUUUCUUAAUUGUCUUAUUACCAAGGUGAUUCAAGUGAACUAGAAGUAUUUAAUGGCAAUCUUGAAUUAGAAAGUUGGGAUGUAUAUCUCUUUCUCUCUAUAUAUAUACAUAUCUGGAUCUCAACUUGAUGUAAAGUAAAUGAGCAGUUACCUGGCGGAUUUUUUAAAAAUCAACUUUAUCCAUAAUUCCAUAACAGCUUCACUUACUUCAAUAUUAUUUUUUUUCCCUUUGUUCAUUCAACACUGCUCCAGUGAGGAAAUAAUAGGAAAUAGUUGAGAAUUGUUUUAAAUUUUUAUUUUUUGAUUAGAAAAAUGUUUCUAGGGUCUUAUGGAUGCUGGAUUUUUUUUUUUGUCUUACCCAUUCAUGGCAGCUAAAAAAAAAAUCACUCAAAAUAUUCAGGUUUACAUGUUAGCUCUCUCAUUGGGAGUUGUCAUACCUCACAGUUCAAAGUGUAUUCUAUAGAUCAGUAACAUUAUACUGACAUGUAAUUGCAAUUUACUAUGCAGCAAAAAUGAUUCAAGAAUAAAAAUAACCUACAGUGUCUAUUUAACUUUGUAUAGGCAAUUGCUUAAGUUACUCUGCUUUUAACAUUUGUACUUGGAUACAAUGCUUAUUAUGUAUGUAUAGGAAUGUCACAGUGCAAGAUGCUGCUAGCCCAGGCACAAAGUAUUAAAUUAUUUUGUGAA